This is a messenger RNA of Zingiber officinale, 1642 nucleotides long. RefSeq names its product box C/D snoRNA protein 1-like. The record is from RefSeq and is a predicted model, not a curated record. Gene Ontology annotation, cellular component: nucleus; pre-snoRNP complex. Gene Ontology annotation, biological process: box C/D snoRNP assembly; snoRNA localization; maturation of LSU-rRNA from tricistronic rRNA transcript (SSU-rRNA, 5.8S rRNA, LSU-rRNA). Bases 96 to 1379 code for a protein of 427 amino acids. The transcript is spliced from 5 exons. NCBI's taxonomy places the organism in Eukaryota, Viridiplantae, Streptophyta, Magnoliopsida, Zingiberales, Zingiberaceae.
CACCUGCUCGAGAAUAAAAACCCUCACUCGGACGCCGAUCGCCGAUGUCCUAAACCUUCUCUCUUCUCUCUUCUCUCUUCUCUCCAGUAUCCGCCAUGGCCGAGUCCGAAUCCCCUUCGAAAUCCAGCACGAAGAAGCCCUCUCUUUGCGACGAGUGCGGCUCAAAUCCAUGGAAGUACCGCUGCCCCGGUUGCUCUCUCCUCACCUGCAGCUUACCCUGCGUCAAAUCCCACAAGGAGCGCACCAGUUGUACCGGGAAGCGGAAGCAGACCGAAUUCGUCCCCCUUGCGCAGUUCGACGACAGUAUCCUCCUCUCUGAUUACAACAUGUUAGAGGAGACGAAGAGGCUCGUGGAAUCGGCUCAUCGUACGAUAACUGGGUUCGGCAGCAAUAUCAGGUUUCGGCUUCCGAUGAGGCUGCAUAUGCUCCGAAAUGCUGCUAAACGCAGGAGGACUCGUCUUUUGGUUCUUCCACAGGGCAUGUCUAUGAGACAGAAAAACCAGUCUCACUACGACCGGAGGAACGAUUGUAUAUAUUGGACUGUGGAGUGGAGGUUUCACUCAACAGAUGUUAUCUUAAUGGACCAUGAGGUUGAUGAACGUGUGAAUUUGUCCACUAUUCUUGAGAAACAUCUAGCACCUAGUCCAUGGAGUGAUCAACUGAAAUCAUUUCGCAGCUCAAAUUUGGAUGACUUGAAGCUUUUCGUUCGAAAGAAUGCUAAGGGGACCAAGUCACCUUACUGUCAAUUGAACGUAAGGGCUCCUAUUGGCCAACAAUUGCAGAACACCAUGGUUGUUGAGUACCCAGUGAUGCAUGUUUUUCUUCCUUCCCAUUGUUAUGAUUUUGAAGUGGAGAAGACAAAGUCAUCUAUAAAGAAAGAUGAAAAGUCACAUUCUGUCGAUUGUCUCUCAAGCCCCAAGGGUGUUGCCUUUAGGGAAGAGGAAAUUGAAGAAGGUGAGCUGCCUUCAGACACAGUAGUCGUGGAUCUUAUGCAUUGCAAAACUGAUGAGUCUUGCAACUCUACUCAGAUUGCUAGAAGCAGCAAUGUAUCUGCAAAUGGAGAUAAAUAUAUGCCAGCCUUGGUAGCCCAAAGUUUAGAACCUGUUCCUAGCGAGAAGCAUGAAGAUAUUACCAAAGACACUAACACACAUUUGGCUGGUCUACUAUCCAACAGAUGUUUGGAGGAGGAUAAAUUCGACUUUGAGCAAGAAGUCAAAGAUGCUUGUUCAGACCUAAUAGGGGAACUAAAUCCCGAUGAUUUUCUAUGCUUCGACACUCAGUUUGGUGGAGAGGAUGAAGAAACAAGUAACAAUUUCCUAAGUUUUGUUGAUGAUCUCUUCGAAGUUGAAGAUUUAGAGGAAGGCGAAAUCUCAAGUUAACGAAAAUCAUCAUAGAAGUUUAAGAUCUUUCUAAUUUGAAAGGGAAGAUUGUCUGGCUGUGAUUUGUACUCUCAGAUUUUGGUCUCAGUUUGUCUUCAUACAUCAUCAUCCAGAAGAGAUGCAUGGUUUUGUCAUUCUAAAGACUUCAUUUUUAAUUCUUUUUGGCUUUGGUGUUGUAUGAUUGUAGAGAUGAACAGCUUGUCUAAGUCAGCCAUUUGUUAAACUUAUAUUUUAAAGCUGAAUUUAAAUCAUGAUUUAGGCUA